Molecule: messenger RNA, 2178 nt
Organism: Anopheles nili
Lineage: Eukaryota; Metazoa; Arthropoda; Insecta; Diptera; Culicidae
Gene: DUBAI
Product: ubiquitin carboxyl-terminal hydrolase 35
Exons: 4
Coding region: 1-2097 (698 amino acids)
Biological process (GO): ubiquitin-dependent protein catabolic process; protein deubiquitination
Cellular component (GO): nucleus; cytosol
Molecular function (GO): cysteine-type endopeptidase activity; cysteine-type deubiquitinase activity
Source: RefSeq, a predicted model, not a curated record
AUGGCUAUCAAUCAAAACACUACCGAGACGUCGUUCCAAGGCUCUGGUGGAAAUGGUGGAGCAAAAUAUUCACCGUCUGAACUGCGGAAGUUGCUUGAGACUCUAGUGGUGCAAAGCGUCAACACCGUCGAUGGGAAACGGCUGACCGAAACGGAUUACCAGCAACUAUGUGAAUACAUCGUGCAAGUCCUGCUGACGAAUCAAUUCGAUCGAACUACACAACAGGACAUACGGGAAGCUCGCAAACUUGCGGAAAGAAUCACGGAGCAGCUUCAGAAACUGAUCCAGUUUGAGGCAUUUCGCGAGCUAGCGAAAGAUUGCCUUGAAAAACUGUACACUUCCGAUGCACUUUCGUUAAAAACCCAUCUGUCACCAUUUGCUACGAUCAUGCUGGCGCUGAUAGAUCCAAAGCAGGGCGUUGCGUGGAUUCUGUCGAAGAAAAUGAUCGACGAACGACUUCACCAAAUUCUGAUCGUUUUCAUUGAUUGGCUGUGUACGAUAAAUUUUGCACCAAAUUUGAACGUUUGGAUUGAACAAAUGAUCAAAGGAUUGGUGGCUGAAGGAAAAAUCAAUUGUAUUCUGGGCGUACGAAAGGAGAAGCUGAAACAAUGCAAAAAUCUUAAACAACUUCCGUACUUUAAGCAGCAUGUGGAACCCGUGAUAAGUUGCUUGGAAUCGUAUGACGAUAUACAAUCGAAUAAUGAUAGGUUGAGUUAUGACUGCCCAGAGCGAUUUGAAAAUGCUUUAGACGAUGUUGGUGAUAGUUUGAUGCGACCAAAUGCGCGUGUUGGACUUGUAAACUUGGGGAACACGUGCUACAUGAAUAGCGUGGUGCAGGCAUUGGCGAUGACCAAACAGUUUUGUACGGAAGUUUUGCUUAAACAAAUCGAUGCGCCUCCAUUCUCUGAGUUUCAACAAUUGCUUGCGUUGCUGAUCCAUUCCCGGCGACCCGAACUGACUCCUCGAGCUGUACUCGCAACUACCAGACCGCCCGGAUUCGCUCCUGGUUACCAGCAGGAUUCAUCUGAAUUUCUUAGCUAUCUACUCGACCGUUUGCAUGAACAAGAGAAAAAACUUCUUCAUGGAGGCAGUCAUCAGCUUCAACAUUCGGGAGGUUUAUCCUUAUCCGGGGCAUCGUUGGAGGGUAAAACGCUGGUGCAAAAAACCUUCGAAGGAAAGCUUUCUGUGGGAUGUUUGUGUACCGUGUGUGAUGGGUCGAGUCACACUAUGGAAACGUUCCGUUCGUUAGAUCUUUCGUUUCCCGAGGACAACGAUCUCGCUGCAGCAGAAGAUGGGACGCAUUCCGUGCAGAAGCUUCUCGAUUAUUUCUGUUCUUCCGAGAAGCUAGUUGGAGAAAACCAGUACUUUUGUGAUCGUUGUCAGCAAUUACGUGACUGUGAACGUUCCGUAACAGUUACGGAUCCACCGCAGAAUCUGAUUCUUACGAUCAAGCAUUUUCGCUACGACCAGAGCCGCAAUUUGCGGGCAAAGCUGAUGAACAAAAUACUACACAAUGAAGAUAUUUCACUAACCAUAACAGAUGCUUCGGGUCAUUGCCACCAGCUGCACUACCGAAACUAUGCAGUUGUGGUACAUUACGGAACAAGUAUGGACUCGGGACAUUAUUACACCUACGCCCAGGAUGGAACGGGAACGUGGUUCAAGUUUAAUGAUAAUUACGUCACACAAUGCACCACAAGUGAACUGCAGAACAUACCAAGCCCCAACACGCCGUAUAUUUUGUUUUAUCAGUUGGUAAUGGACAGCGCCAUGGCUGUGGCAAUGGAAUCAUCUGUUACUAAUGCGGCUCAAACAACGAUUGGGUCAGCUUAUGGGGAAAUGUGCUCAACUAUGCCCGCCAAUUUUCCAGCCUUGAAUGAACUACCCACCCGUCUGCAGGAGUUUGUGCGCGGCGAUAACAUGAAGUACAACAGGGAAGUACAGGAGCAGCGCGAAAAAAAGGCCGCCAAAGUACCGCUUGUUACAUCAAUCGGUGGUUCCGGUGGCAAUCGGCGUCAAUCGGAUGACUAUGAUGAUCCUCCUCCGAGUUCGUGUGGAAGUAACUGGCUAUCACCUUCAAACAAAUUCAUCUUCUAAAGCACAUCGUUUUUCUUCACGAUGUAGUUUUCGAUGUCCGGCAUUUCCGAUACACACUCUUCAUAACUUCCUACGGCAGAA